Vicia villosa (hairy vetch) is the source of this 1302-nucleotide messenger RNA. RefSeq lists its product as uncharacterized. Gene Ontology annotation, biological process: DNA recombination; DNA replication; DNA repair. Bases 1 to 1302 code for a protein of 433 amino acids. The record is from RefSeq and is a predicted model, not a curated record. Gene Ontology annotation, molecular function: DNA binding. Lineage: Eukaryota; Viridiplantae; Streptophyta; Magnoliopsida; Fabales; Fabaceae. Gene Ontology annotation, cellular component: nucleus. The transcript has 9 exons.
AUGAGCCGAAAAUUUAGCUCCCUUAAGGAGCUUAACGAUUCAAAGGAAACAUGGAGAUUGGUCGUUCGAGUUGUUGAUAUAUGGAGUGUUAUCAACAGCAAGGGUAAGGAGCAUCUGGAGAUGGUUAUAAUGGACGCAUCGGGUGAUAGGAUACAAGUUUUGAUUCGUUUUGACGAUACACCGAAAUGGAAAGAACGAAUACGUGAAAACAUGUCUUGCAUAAUCAACAAUGGAACUAUUUAUGAUAACGAUUUCCAGUGGAAGCUUUGUGAUCAUGACAAGAAGUUUGUGUUUAUUGGUGGUACGAUUGUGAAGGAAGUUGAUAUUCAGAACCUUCCUCCCAAAAGAUUUUAUUUCAAAGACUUUUCUGAUAUACUUGCAGGCAACUGUGAACUGAACCGACUUGAAGAUAUUAUUGGUGUAGUUCAAGAAAUCAACAAUUUUCAAUAUAACAAUUCUGGAAAAAAGUCAUUUGUUUCACUAAGUCUUAAAGACGUGAAAGGUGUCAUUGUUAACUGCACGUUAUGGGAGAGCUACGGAACAAAAUUUUUGGAUUUCUACCAUGAUGAAAAAAACAGUGGUGCUAUUGUAAUUGUACUAACUCAUGCAAUGAUAAAGGAAUCACAAGUCUCAAAUGGAUGGAGUGGAUCUAAAUUGCUAAUUAACGAAGACAUUCCAGAGAUAACUGAGUAUUUAUCAAAGUUACCUGCAAAUGAGCAGACUGGAAAGCCUUCGCAGUCCUCAAAGGGUAUGUCUCUUUGGUCUGGUGCCUCUCAAUUCACCCCAGUUGAAAGUUUCGUCCAUAAGGCCAAAUGUAUAUCUCUGAGUGACCUCUGCAAGGUGAAACAGGACAUGUUAUGUGUUACUGUUGGAACAACUCAAAAGAUUUUUGUCUCAAAACAUGGUUGGUUUUAUUAUGGAUGUACUAAAUGUUCUUUGAAGGCAUCUGAUGUGAACAAUCCAUACAAAUGUUCAUGUGGACAGAAUAUAGAACAUGCCAUACCAAGGUAUCGAGUUGACAUAUAUGUAAUUGAUGGUGAAUCAAAAUUUCGCUUUGUGUUUUGGGAUACUGACUGUGCCGACAUUAUUGGAAAGUCCGCUGAUAGUAUUUAUAAAGCAAUGCUUGAGGAGUCGUUGUCUGCAUACGGAGAAAAUGAUCCUGAUAAAGUUGUGACCAAUACUCCAUCUAAAGGAAUUCCCAUUACUCUUGAUGCUGAAGAUUCUGAAUGUCAACCUUAUGGAGCUACUCAACUUUCAGGAACAAAACCUUCAAAGAAAGUGAAGAUUGAAUCAAAUGCCUGA